Messenger RNA from Pelmatolapia mariae (spotted tilapia), 1062 nucleotides. Its product is annotated as otoraplin-like. Gene Ontology annotation, molecular function: protein binding. NCBI's taxonomy places the organism in Eukaryota, Metazoa, Chordata, Actinopteri, Cichliformes, Cichlidae. Gene Ontology annotation, biological process: cartilage condensation. Bases 209 to 598 code for a protein of 129 amino acids. The record is from RefSeq and is a predicted model, not a curated record. The transcript has 5 exons.
ACCUACAUGCCAACGCCCUUGAGGCUUUAUUACCUCAAGUUUUGUAUCUGUAUGGUAUUUCUGUGAAGAUUCAACUUCAUUAUUUCAGCUGCUAAGAAAGAGCCCUACUUUGCAACACCGACGUUAUAAUUACUAACAAUUACCAUCUAGUCAGAUCCGGACGUACACACACUCACAACAGUCGCUUGUUCUUGGUGUUUUGGUGAGGAUGGGUUAUCCACUGGUGAUUCUGUUGUGUGUGGGACUGCUCCACCAGACCACGAGGGCUGUCCUCAUGGAUAAACUAGCAGACCAGAAGAUUUGCGGAGAUGCAGAGUGCUCAUAUGUUCUCUCCAUGGCCACAGUCUUGGAUGACUUCAUAUCUCCUGACUGCCGAUUCCUCAACCUCAGAAAGGGUCAGGUGGUUUAUGUGUACUCCAAACUCAUUGCAGCAGAGGGCGCUGGAGUCUUCUGGUCUGGAAGCAUUUACAGUGAGCGGUACGUGGACCAGAUGGGCAUCAUUGGAUACUUCCCUGCAACUGUGGUGAAGGAGACACAGAGGUUUACAGAAAACACAGUUAAGAUCCAAACAACUGACAUGGACUUCUACUGCGAUUAAGGGACUGAAACCUCUUCCUUGUCAACUCUUUCUGUUUGUAACUCUGGCAUUUAUAAAGGACAAAGUAUGCAGACAUUAACUCAAUGAGUCUUUUUGUCUAUAUCAUUCCAACAUUUUGAUUAUAUAAAUAUAUAAAAGUUAAAGAAAUGAGUUUUCCAGACACCUUUUUUGAUGAUUUUUCUUGACUAGUAAUUGCAAUUAUAUUGUACUUGUCUUUGUUACACAUCCAGAAACUGAGUUGGAGUUGCUUAUGCUGAGAAAUAGCUGCUGUGAAAAUGAUUAAAUUCGUUUUCUAAAGCUUACAGUCUUUUUUUUUUAUUGGAGUCAAGGUUUCUUGGUAGUGUUAUCAGAGACAUCUUAUAAAAUCCUGACUUCUCAUUCAUUCUACUAUGUUCUUCUCCACUAUGUUCUCAAAAGAAAUGUCAUCUAAUAGAAUUAAUUUUUAAAAAAAAGUAUCAUGACUG